CUUAGCGCCCUCUACCAGAAGGGUGCGGUGUGCACAGGUGGUUCUUUUUUGUUUGUUUUGUUUUGUUUUUGUUUUGUUUUACAAGACAGGGUUUUUCUGUGUAAUAGCUCAGGUUAUCCUGGAACUCACUCUGUAGACCAGGCUGACCUCGAACUCACAGAGAUCCACCUGCCUCUACCUCCCGAGUGCUGGGAUUAAAGGAGUGGUCACCGCCCUGCUAUGGGCUCUACCACCGGUAGAGAGUAGAUGGAGCUGCGCAGGUCCCAGGAAGCUGGAAGCCAUGCGUCUUCGGGAGGUCCGGGACGGCGGAGAGUCCGCGGAGACCAGGACGCUCCACGGGCUUUCCCACGGCACGGCACGGUCUAUCGCCUUGAGGGCUUGAGCUCCGGGAACUGGGGAGCUUAUAGGCAGUUGUAGACGGGGAGGGAUCACUCUUUCUCACCUGCUGUGUGAAUUCUGCUUCUCAAAUGUAAGUGAAGGACCUACCACUGCCCAGCCCUGCCUGUGAGACACCUCUCUGAAGGGACACCAGUUGAAGCAGAAACCUAACCAUGCAUCGUGGAGAAUUACUCUUAGUAUUCUUUGUUCUCACUGUUACAAGUGCCUCAAAAGAUUGCAUUAGCCGCCCCCAAGUUCAUGCAAUGGAGGGAGAACCUUUUUAUUUGAAGUUCUGUGAAACAUCUUCACCCGUGUACAAGAAUGAAACAGCCACUAUAAGAUGGUUCAAACAUGAUGCUUUCCAUCAACGUGUGGAGCUGAACACUGAAAGUUCAUCCAGAAUUACUUUCAAUGGUUAUGAUUUGGAAUUCUGGCCAGUUGAGCUGGAGGACAAGGGAACAUACAGUUCCCAAGUGAGAAAUGAUAAUCAAAGUUGGACCCUAACUGUCAUCCAAAGAAAAGAACACAGCUGUUUUUCUGAAAAACUUGUGACAAAUAAAAAAGUGGAAGUCAAGAAAGCUUUGAAAGUAACAUGUGAAAAUCCUAACUACAGUGAGCUGAUCAACCACACAUCACUAUAUAAGAACUGCAAGGAAGUCAUCAAUCCCCCAAUGAUCCAGAAGGAUGCUGAAUUUGGAGAUGCGGGUUAUUACUCUUGUGUGUUUUCUGUCCUUCAUAAUGGGAAACAGUACAACAUCACCAAGACCACCAAUAUAACAGUUAUUCAAGGGAACAGUAAAAUAACUCCGGCUAUUUUGGGACGAAAGUUUGAGACUGUGGAAGUAGAACUAGGAAAAGAUGUGGCACUUAACUGCACCGCUUUACUGAAUGAAAAUGAUAUGUUUUAUUGGAACUUCCUGAGCAACAAUUCAGACCCUAAUGUGCAUGAAGAUGUGAACAAGACAGCUUGGACUUUUGAAGGCAAACUGCAUGCUUAUAAAAUAUUGAGAAUUGGGAAUAUUACUGAAAAAUAUCUCAGUGUUUUAUAUAAUUGCACAGUGGCUAAUGAAGAAGCCACAGACACCAAAAGCUUCAGGUUGGUGAGGAAAGAAAUGGUUGAUAUCCCUGGCCAUGUCUUCAGGAGAGGAAUAUUCGUGGCAGUUUUCAUCUCUGUGGCAGUUGUCUGUGGGGUGAUUUUGUGUGUCAUUUAUAAAGUCGACUUGGUUCUAUUCUAUAGACGCUUGGUGGAAAGAGACGAGACAUUAACAGAUGGCAAAACAUACGAUGCUUUUGUGUCUUACCUGAAAGAGUGCCAUCCCAAGAAUGGAGAAGAAUACACUUUUGCUGUGGAGACGUUACCCAGGGUCCUCGAGAAACAAUUUGGGUAUAAGUUAUGCAUAUUUGAAAGAGAUGUGGUGCCUGGUGGAGCUGUUGUUGAUGAGAUCCAUUCACUGAUAGAGAAAAGCCGGAGGCUCAUCAUCAUCCUCAGCCAAAGCUACCUGACUAACCAGACCAGGCUCGAACUUGAGAGUGGACUCCACGAAGCGCUGGUGGAGAGGAAGAUUAAAAUCAUCUUAAUCGAAUUUACUCCAACCAACAGCUGCACUUUCCUGCCCCCAUCACUGAAGCUCCUAAAGCCUUACAGAGUUCUGAAAUGGAAAGCUGACAAGUCCCGUUCUUACAACUCGAGGUUCUGGAAGAAUCUUCUUUACUUGAUGCCGGCCAAGGCCAUCAAGCCAUGGAGAGAAGAAUCUGAAGCAUUGCCAGUUCUUUCGGAACCUUGAUCUUCAGCAAAGCUGAGUGUCAAAAGGAACUGAGGCACCAUUUGAGGCCGAGCAUGUGCCUUUUCACAACAGGGGCUGUUGUGCGAAAUACUGAAUUCCAUGAUCAUCCCUCCCAUUUGCAGUUAGAAGAUAAGAUUUGUCAUUGGGUCAUAAUAGAUGAAACAAAACCUAAGCUCCCAGAAGACCGUGGGAUUCGCACGAAAUCAUUCUAUUAUUCUUCCUUCCCUUAGAGCAGUGGUUCUCAACCUGUGGGUCCAGAACCCUUUAGCAAACCUCUGUCUUCAAAACUAUUUACAUUAAUGAUUCAUAGCAGUGGCAAAUUUUCAGUUAUGAAGUAGCAAUGAAAAUAAUUUUAUGGUUCGAGGUCGCCACAGAUGAGGAACUAUAUUAAAAGGUCGCAGCUUUAGGAAGGUUAAGAACCACUGCCCUAGAGCUACCUACACACUUAACCCCAUAUUCAGCAAGGGUGGGGGCUAGACACCCAAACUGAUUUAUGCCCAGAACAAGGCAUUUUCUAUGAACCAGCCUUUAUUACAGCUCAAGGCUACACAGCUCCCUACCAGGCUUGGGAGGUGGAUGGAGGUGGUGGGAGAGCCGUAUGCAGACACAGGUAAACAAGGUGGACUUGGCUUCAGGACAAGUUUAGUGUUUCAAGGUAUUUCUUAGAAGUUCAGUGAGACAUCAGUCAAGAUGUCUCACUUCUUAUUUAGACCUUUUAUGAAACCUUUGAAAGGGGAACCUUAAACACCUUUUUAUCAUCCGUGUCAGACAAAGAUUUCAAUUCAGGGAACUCAGUGGCACGUCCAACGUUAGUGGCCUAAGGCUUCUGUUGACUUUAUGUAGGUAUUCAUAUAUAGGAUCAUAUAAGCUAUGAAGCUGCAACAAACAAACAAUAAUUGCUUGUUGUUUAUCAGCUCUUUCAAGUGGGGGGCAGUUCAGCAUGGUGGGUGAGAGUGUGACCUGGCCUUUUCAGCCAAACUUGAGUGACAAUCUUGGGUUUUCUGCUUCUUUUAUGAGUUCUGGACUUUUACCCAACUUCUCAUACUGGAGUUUCCUCAUCUCUAAAAUCAGAGUUGAAAGUAAGUAUUCCUACUUCACAAGGGGACUACCAAGCACUCUGUAAAUGUGGCUCUUCUUGUUGGUGGCAGUAACUGCCCUCAUUCAUGCUUGGCUUCAAGAUUUAACAUUGGAGCAACUGGGAGCCAGAGUUAAGGUGGGAAAACAGGACUGAGGAGGGAAGCUUCUUUGGCUUCAGUAGCAAAUUGAGAGAAGGGCACAGGAGAAGCAUAGCAAAACAACACACACACACACACACAC
Peromyscus maniculatus bairdii (prairie deer mouse) is the source of this 3479-nucleotide messenger RNA. RefSeq names its product interleukin 18 receptor 1 (gene Il18r1). Gene Ontology annotation, molecular function: interleukin-18 binding; interleukin-18 receptor activity. Gene Ontology annotation, biological process: interleukin-18-mediated signaling pathway; positive regulation of type II interferon production. Lineage: Eukaryota; Metazoa; Chordata; Mammalia; Rodentia; Cricetidae. The record is from RefSeq and is a predicted model, not a curated record.